AAAAAAAAAAAAAGAGAGAUUCUGCCAGCACACAGUUAACAUGUUGUAUACACAUAUCGUAAACACCAGGCUUCUUUUCCUGCACCCACAGCGCUAAGGACGAGGGUGAACAGUACUCCCAGCCUUUUUCCUUUUUGGAACCGCCGGGCUUCUGUACUCUUGUCAGACAAUCGCUGGUAGCAAACCAACGGAAACCUACAGCACCUUUACGAACAGGUGGAAGUAUCCUCAGGCAGUUUUCGAUUUCAGUUCUCCUUUUCGCGAUGGCAUCGUCUGCAAUGAUCACGGUCCCCACCACCGCCUCCCGCUUUGCCCUGCUACAAAUAGACUCUGAUUCAGACUCGGACACCUCCGAGCCGGGGAAGCCUUCCACCAAAUCCGGGCGAGACUCCUCUGGGAAGCCCCGACAAGGAAAAGCAGGUGCAGGCGGAGGGAAAGCUGCUCAGGGCAAUGACAAGAAGAAAGACAAGAAGAAGAAGAAGAAAGAACAGCAACAGAGUGAGGCAAACGAGUUGCGUAAUCUGGCCUUCAAGAAGAUUCCUCAGAAAUCUUGCGCCCCACCUCCCUGUAUGACUCUGUCAGGAAUAGCCAGUGAACUUCUCAAUCCUACAUCAGUGGACCAUGAUACACCUUCGGAGGGUUGGCAGCAGUGGAAGCAGAGAGACGAGCAGAUAACCACAGAACUAUACGAGGCAGACUUGGAAAAGGCCUUGAUUUUAAGUAAACUGGAGUAUGAACAACACAAACAGAGCCACACAAACACCUCCUCGCCAAAGUCACGUGGAGUAAAAGAGGGUGGAGGGAAGAAGGACAAAAAGAAGAAUCAGCAGGCAAAAGACAAAAAGACCGUUUCUCUGCAAGACUUCCAGGCUGAAGGCAGUGCAGAAAAUGUAAGUAGGAAACAAGAGAAAGAGGACUCCAGAACAGCUAACUUAGCGCUGGGAAUUGGGCAGGAGGAACAUUUUUUCAAUAAGUUGGAAGAUGAUGUCAGCCGGAUAAUCCAACGGGAGAAAAGACGCGAGCAGUAUACUAACAGCCAAGGACAAGAAGUUAACACAUCCACAGAACAUGAACCGGACCCCAGAGCAGAACAGCUGAAAUAUGAGCUGGAGAAGAAAGACCAGGAAAUUGAUAAGUUGAAAAAGACCAUUUCACAGUGGGAGGUGAAAUACAAAGAGGUGAAAGCAAGGAAUGCCCAGCUGCUUAAGAUGCUCCAACAGGGAGAGAUGAAAGACAAAGCAGAAAUUCUUCUACAGGUAGAGGAGCUACUGCAUAUUAAAGAAGAGCUUUCCUCACAGGUAACAUUACUGCAUGCUGCCCUUGAACAAGAAAGAUCUAAAGUAAAAGGACUACAGUCAGAGCAACCAAAACAUCAGUUGAUAGUUAUGUAUGUGUAUGCGUCAUGUACUUGCAUAUUGCUUUCAUGCAUCUCAGAGAAACAGCUGCCAGUAAGUCAGGUGAAGUGAGAAAGUGUCAGCCUAAUAAGCCAAAGGACAGAAAGGGAAACAAGAAAGGGAAGAAAGGCUCCGAGGCAGAUCUAUGAAGGUUUCAGAAAGAAAACGCCUGAAAACAAAAUUGUAUAAACAAAUGAAGAAAUGCAGGAAAAAAUAACUCCUGCUACUGAACAAAAUCAGGGUUCUUUUUCCUUCCAGCUUUUUUUUUUUUAAUCCUAGACUCCUGGUCAGCCUCUAAUGCAUGCCCUCCCAAACACACACACACGCAUUAACAGAAAAAAGCUCUAGAUUUGGUACGAUAUAUUACACGAUUAAACAAGAUUUAGUGGCUUGACACAUCUUGCUGCCCUCUUCAGGCCUUAGAGUGCCUCUGGAUCUCCUGUACUGUUGAAGGCUCUGUGCCUGAUCUUCAAGGUUUUGCUGCCAAAAUGACAGAUAUGUAAUGUAAGGUUUUGUUUCUUUAUUUUCCCAGCUGUUAAGUAAAUAAAUUACUUUUUCAGUGAAAAGGA
Messenger RNA from Archocentrus centrarchus (flier cichlid), 1963 nucleotides. It is a transcript of the gene gkap1, whose product is annotated as G kinase anchoring protein 1. The transcript is spliced from 13 exons. NCBI's taxonomy places the organism in Eukaryota, Metazoa, Chordata, Actinopteri, Cichliformes, Cichlidae. Gene Ontology annotation, biological process: signal transduction. Gene Ontology annotation, cellular component: Golgi apparatus. The record is from RefSeq and is a predicted model, not a curated record. The coding region runs from base 264 to 1466 and encodes 400 amino acids.